CCGACGGUUCGGAUCCUUUAUGACUCCUAUGGCUGCUGUUGUCUCUCAAAACUUUCCUGUCGCAUUCUGUUCGUUGCUAGGUUCCUACACUCAACCCUCUCCCUAGGCGUAUCCUUUCUCAGGUGCUUCGGAACCUCCAAUUACCCUCAUAAUUACAAACAGAUAGGCCUGAUCUGCCCCGCAUCCUUAUCAGUCAUCUAGAACCCACUCCGUCACUAUGGGCUCUCACGAAGUCAAGCCCAAGAUUCUCCUUCUUGGAAGAGUCGACUUUGCGCAAGAUGCCUGGGAUGCGCUGAACCAAAUUAGCGAGGUCGUCAAACCAGCUUCAACCAACCGUGAAGACUUCCUGAAGGAAUGCCGAAGUGGAAAGUUUGAAGGAGUCAUCACGGCCUAUUGCACAUUCUACUCGCUUGGCAUCACUGGCCAAGUCGACCAAGAAUUGGUGAAUGCAUUGCCCAGCUCCCUAAGAUUCAUUGCUUAUGCCAGUGCCGGCUAUGAUAAAGUAGAUAUCGACGCAUGCAGUGCCCGUAACCCCCCGCUCCUUGUCUCGAACGUGCCUACCGCGGUGGACGACGCUACCGCGGAUGUGAACAUGUUCCUUAUUCUGGGAGCGCUUCGAAACUUCAAUGCUGGUAUGCAUAGUCUGCGACAAGGCAGGUGGCGAGGUUCCCCAGCAACACGGCUUGGCCACGACCCCCAAGGCAAGACUUUGGGAAUUCUGGGAAUGGGCGGUAUUGGACGUAACUUGAAGAAGAAGGCCGAGGCUUUUGGAAUGAAGGUUAUUUAUCAUAACCGUCGACAACUUAGCGAGGAGCUUUCUGGGGGUGCGCAGUAUGUCACCUUUGAUGAGCUUCUGGCGACUAGUGAUGUGCUCAGCCUGAACCUUCCGUUGAAUAAAUACACCCGCCAUAUCAUUAGCAAGGCAGAGUUCGCCAAGAUGAAGGAUGGAGUCGUUGUGGUCAACACUGCUCGUGGUGCUGUCAUGGAUGAAGCUGCCCUUGUGGAUGCUCUGAACAGCGGUAAAGUGUUCUCAGCUGGUCUUGAUGUAUUCGAAGAAGAACCCAAGAUUCAUCCUGGUUUGAUCGACAACCAAAAUGUAAUUCUCGUGCCUCACAUGGGUACUUGGACUAUCGAGACCCUCAAGGCGAUGGAAGAGUGGGCCAUUGAGAAUGUGAAACUGACUGUCACCACGGGCAAACUGAAGAGUCCUGUGCCAGAGCAGCGCGAUCUGCAAUAAUAGGUUGUCCAUGCCUAAAUACGCUAAAUGCGCGUAGAUGCUCGGUGGAUGUUUGUGCCUCUGGAUAUAUAAAGUGGCGGAUCAGAGCUGAAAGUGUAUAUAUUGUACAUAGUUGGAUAGAUCAAUUCUCAUAAACAAGAGUAGCAUUUUGAGGUAUGCUCUGACAUCAAAUACAAAGAAAAUAGGGCUCG
Molecule: messenger RNA, 1428 nt
Organism: Penicillium brasilianum
Lineage: Eukaryota; Fungi; Ascomycota; Eurotiomycetes; Eurotiales; Aspergillaceae
Source: the annotation of a GenBank genome assembly